This is a messenger RNA of Baudoinia panamericana UAMH 10762, 1010 nucleotides long. RefSeq lists its product as uncharacterized. The transcript has 2 exons. The record is from RefSeq and is a predicted model, not a curated record. The coding region runs from base 211 to 837 and encodes 208 amino acids. Lineage: Eukaryota; Fungi; Ascomycota; Dothideomycetes; Mycosphaerellales; Teratosphaeriaceae.
CACGCCGAUCGACACGGUGGAGGCAGACAAAGAAGGCGGAAUGAUAACAGGCGUUCGUCUCGAAGCAAACGGCGAAUUGUCUAUGUCUGUGUUUGUGACAACGGCCUCUCGUGCCCGCCAAUAGCGUGUUAGAAGCUCGGAUACAAAUCGACGGUGACAGAGUUCCUUAUCUUAACCUCUGCGCAACAACAGUGGCAUAGGAUCACAAUCAUGGCCCAUUCAGAAGGUAGAUCAGCAUUCUUCUACGGCACACUCAUGGCACCACAAGUCCUGCAUCGUGUUUGCCACGGCUCAAGCUCCCCAGAUAAUCCGAUCUUCGCAUCACACAAUCUCAGGACUUACCCGGCAGUUCUGCAUAACCACCGCCGCCACCGUGUUCGACAUGCCGACUAUCCAGCCGUCUUACCUCACUCCGGCUCUACUGUCCGCGGGACAUACGUCAUAGGUCUCACGGACGCCGAUAUGUGGCGGCUGGACAUUUUCGAAGGAAGCGAGUACGAACGCCGGCAUGUCAAGGUCCGCUUAUUGACCCAAGUUGGUGACGAAUGCGGCGAGGGUAAUCUGGAAGGCGACGAAGUCAACGCUGAAACUUACAUCUGGAUCGCGGACGCUUCGGAGCUUGACGAUCGCGAGUGGGACUUCGCGGAGUUCCAACGAGAGAAGAUGAAAUUCUGGGUUGGUGCGGAAAGCGAAGGAGAGUAUGCUGAAGUGGAGGAUGCGGUUGCUGCUUCUGAAGCACAACAGGACGGUACGCGUGGGAGAGGCGCUAACGGCCACAUCACGAACGCGCUGGCAGCGCAGCAGAAGGAGGACGAGGUUGUCAAGAACGCGGUCUGACACUUCGAGGAACGAAUGCAGGCAAUCCAGCGUACCGUGAGUGCAUUGUAAGGUUAGCGUGGCGUUCGACGGUCAGGCAGAUGACAUCGUGGAGGCAUCAAACCCCGUGGUUAGAGAUAGACGGCAGACACCUGUUGCAUAAAAGAUCUUUGCAUUUGCCUGCUGUCCGCGUG